Neurospora crassa OR74A is the source of this 796-nucleotide messenger RNA. RefSeq lists its product as hypothetical. Bases 84 to 590 code for a protein of 168 amino acids. NCBI's taxonomy places the organism in Eukaryota, Fungi, Ascomycota, Sordariomycetes, Sordariales, Sordariaceae. Gene Ontology annotation, molecular function: carbon-sulfur lyase activity. The record is from RefSeq and is a predicted model, not a curated record. The transcript has a single exon.
AGCAGGUGUCGAUAUCACGGUUCCUCGACACUGAAUCAACCAAUCAAGCGCCAACCACUGCGAGAUUAUCUCAAAUUUUAGCCAUGGCCGACGCGGACAAGGGACUGCCCGUCAGCUGCGAAUGCGGAUACAUUAAGUUCCAAACGCCGUCGUCGAAGCCGCUCGGAACAGCAUGCUGCCAUUGCACAUCAUGUCGAAAACAGUCAGCCUCCUUCUUCGGUACCUCGGUCUACUUCCCGACAAGCCAAAUGUUUCCGCUACCGGCCGAUCUCGAGUCGAAGCUCUCCAUCUUCACCCAUCCAACCGAGAGCGGUAACACCAUGCACUGCUACUUCUGUCCCAAGUGCGGAGUACGCGUUUUCCAUGCUGGCGUGCUCCCUGAUGGUAACAUGCGACCUGUCGUUGCUAUCAAGGGAGGAGUUAUCGAAUCUGGGUUGGAUUGGAAGGAAAUGAAGCCCAAGCAUAUCUACACUCGAUCAGCGGUCAUGGAGUUGCCCGAGGAGUGGGAGUGCUACGAGACCACUGCGCCCGCACAGUAUGGCCCAGCGCCGGGAGACGAUGCCAAAGGCAAGGAGACAAAGGAAGAAUGAACAUAUGAUUCCAGUUUUGUCUAUAAACCAUUGAUGUUCCUACGUGGAGGUUGGAACAGAUGUCAUAGUUAUCUACUCUUGUUUGCGGAUGGGAAUACUGGCGCACCGACAUGUAGUUAUAGGCUUAAUGCAUUGUCCCUUAGACUGCUGCGGUAACUGUUAGCGCACCAUCUCCACUAGCUACAUAUGAGGGUUAGGGUCCUUAG